This is a messenger RNA of Hylaeus volcanicus, 6695 nucleotides long. It is a transcript of the gene Neurl4, whose product is annotated as neuralized-like protein 4. Bases 177 to 5357 code for a protein of 1726 amino acids. The record is from RefSeq and is a predicted model, not a curated record. NCBI's taxonomy places the organism in Eukaryota, Metazoa, Arthropoda, Insecta, Hymenoptera, Colletidae. Gene Ontology annotation, molecular function: ubiquitin protein ligase activity. The transcript has 17 exons.
ACUGAUCAAUGGUGAUUUUCUCCUUCAAGAAUUAAAGCGUCUCGGUCUAUAAUCAUUUCAUCGUUCGUGGCUCUGUGUUCAUAGAAGUGGAAAAGAGCGAUAGAGCGAGACAAAAAGUACGUACAUGACAGUGGGUGAAGAGAGACGAUAGAUAAGGAAAGGGAGAAGGGAGAUGGAUGGUUUGGUUACAUGCGACGGUCGGUGCACAACAAAUGGUCGACAUGUUUCAUCAACGAUGCAGUCAUCAUAUCACUUUAACAAACAACAAUUGCACAGCCAUACGAGAUCAUUCCGACUACAAUAACGGAUUGGUUUUCAGUGCGGAGCCGCUCAAGGAUGACGAGCUCUUCGAAGUUCGCAUCGACAAGAAGAUGAUAUCAUGGAGCGGUAGCAUACAGAUCGGAAUAACAGAGUGUGAUCCAGAGAUUAUAGAACUGCCAGCCUGUGCCACCAACCUCUGCCAAGGAACAUGGAUUAUGUCCACCUCUGAUAUAGUUCAUGAUGGAGUAAGAAUAGUUGAAAAGUAUGGAACAAACUUGGACUCUUUGGAAGAAGAAAGUACUUUGGGUGUAUUGAGGACAUCCAAUCAUGAGCUAAUAUUCUAUAUCAAUGGAGUUUCCCAAGGUGUGGCAGUAUCCAAUAUACCGGAACGGAUUUUUGCAGUUGUAGAUAUUUAUGGUGCUUGUGUGCAAGUAUCCAUAACUCAUUCACAGAUUGCCUCCAUCUCGUGUAACAAGCCAAAGGAUGAAGUUGAAAUUAAUAAUGACUAUGCUCUUGGGGAAACAUCUAAUUCCUCCACAACUAAUCUAGUCGCUAAUUUGAAUGUUAAUUUAAACGUAAAUGUUAAUGUUAAUUUACCUAAGAAUCCAAGUCUCGCUGCUAUUAGAGAAGAUAGACUGAGGUUUCACGAGAGAGUUGGCACGCUGGUCAAAUUGUCCAACAAUGCCAGAACUGCCGAAAGGAUGAGACCUUUAGAUGAAUUUAAUAAUGGAGUGGUAAUGACUCACAGGCCAUUAAGGGACAAUGAAUUGUUCGAGGUAAGAAUUGAUCGACUCGUGCACAAAUGGUCUGGCAGUAUAGAAGUUGGAGUCACCAUGCAUAGUCCCACGGCGCUGGAGUUCCCAGCAACGAUGACUAACAUGCGAUCGGGAACAACGAUGAUGUCUGGCUGUGGGAUUUUGGUAAAUGGAAAGGGCACGUGUCGCGAAUAUGGAGAGUUUAAUCUCGACGAGUUGAGGGAAGGAGACAGGGUGGGCAUGGUAAGGCGAAGCAACGGAAAUCUCCAUUAUUUGAUAAAUGGUUUGGACCAAGGCAUUGCUGCUAAAAUACCUACGGGCAUAUGGGGUGUCAUUGAUCUCUAUGGUAUGACAGUGAAAGUAACAAUUGUGGAUCAGGAUGAAAGAGAAGAACAAAAUUUAGUUACCAGAAGAAAUACGUUGCAACUGCAAGGUCUAAAUGAAACAGAAGAGGAACCACCGGAUAGACUGAUGUUCCAUUCCUGCUGUGGUACGCAUGUUGAAGUGAUUAAUAAUGGACGCACGGCGCACAGGCCUAAUGUGAUGGAUGAUUUCAACAAUGGUGUUGUGUUAACUUCAAGGCCGUUGAAGUCAAACGAGUUGUUCGAGGUGAGAUUGGAUAAAAUAGUAACAAAGUGGGCAGGAUCCAUUGAGAUAGGGGUUACGACUCACUCCCCCACCGAGUUGGAGUUCCCUUUCACAAUGACAAAUGUUAGAUCCGGCACGUGGAUGAUGACAGAAAAUGGAGUAAUGCACAAUGGCACUGCCAUAAUAGAUCAGUACGGUCAGAACUUGGACCGACUGCAAGUAGGAGAUCGCGUAGGUGUGAUGAGAAAGGAUAACGCGACGCUACAUUUUUAUGUAAACGGCGCUGACCAAGGAGCUGCCGCAAUGAACGUACCUGAAAGGAUCUAUGGUGUCAUAGAUCUUUACGGGCAGGCUGCACAGGCAACCAUAGUCGACAAUACAGACUUCUAUAGCCCCACCACGAAUAAUUCAAGCUUCAGCAAUACAACUUUAUAUAGUGACUUAAGGUUUCAUCAUAUACAUGGUAAGAAUGCGAAGAUAAUAAACAAUGGAUUGACAGCAUUGAGGCCUAGAGCUUUAGGCGAAUUCAAUGAAGCCAUUGUGGUAGCGAAUCGUGCACUGAGAGAUGGUGAGAUGUUUGAGGUGACAAUUGACAAAAUGGUUGAUCGUUGGACAGGCGCUAUCGAAGCAGGCGUGACAGUCAUAAGGCCUGAUGAACUGGAGUUUCCAUCCACGAUGACUGAUAUCGACCAUGACACUUGGAUGCUGUCUGGUUCUACCGUUAUGCGAGACGGCGUGACCCUGAGACAUCAUUACGCCUGCGAUUUAGACAAGUUGGCAGAGGGUAAUCGUAUUGGUAUGAUGCGGUGUCCAGACAGCAGUUUGCAUUAUUAUUUAGAUGGAGUGGAUCAGGGACCUGCUUGUACGGGUCUACCACAACACGUCUACCCUGUGAUCGACUUGUAUGGUCAGUGUGUUCAGGUGACAAUCGUGUUACCAGAGCGUAGGGACCCCAUGACACAGCAGUAUUUGCCAUCGGAGAACAGUACUAGUCAACAGCCUACAUCCGUGAUACAACUCCAAGCUCAGGCAGAAAUCAUGCACAAGUUUCACGAGUCUGUUGGCUCGAACGUUCAGCUGAAUAGCGAUAGAACAGUAGCGACUAGAUGUAGGGAGUACAAUAACGCCGUAUUGUUAAGCGAGGUACCGUUAGAGAAUAAUGAGAUAUUCGAAAUUGCCAUUAAAGAAGUUGCACGCGUAUGGAGCGGUUGCCUGAGGAUAGGCGUUACAAGUAACGAAAACGGGAAUUGGUUAACUUCUACGAACCCUGUACCCGGAAUGGGAUGCAUUCCAAUUGAUGCUUGGUACUUGACAGGUAACGAAGUUAGACACAAUGGAUACGUUCUGUGUAUGAAUUACUGCCCAAGCUUGGAAUGGCUACGCGUGGGUGAUAAAAUUGGAAUGAAACGCACGCAUGAGAGUAAUUUAAAGUUUUACAUAAAUGGCGAGGACAUGGGUAUAGCAGCGUCAAACAUACCAGAGAUGGUGUACGCCAUAGUCGAACUUUUCGGCAGUACCGUGGCUGUGAAUAUUACCAGUACUAAACAACAGAAUAGUGUAAUAUCGCCAAACGCUAGUCUGAGGCUGCAGGAUUCUUUGGAAUUGUUACUCGACCCUAUGCCGCCUGUUUUGCGAAACGACGCUGGAAUGGAUACAUCUGUGGACGUAUCCGAAGGGAAAUUUGUGAAUGAUGUAACACUCACGCCAACGCAACCAGUCGCCCAUUUGACAGGAGAAAGCGAUUGGAACUAUGAGUUCCACGAAAACCAUGGAAGAAAUAUACAACUUGAGUCUAAAACUAUUGCGAGAAGGGUUGCGAGUUAUAAUCAGGGAGUGGUAAUGUCUAGUCGCCCUCUAAUAAAGGGCAAGCCAUUUUUAGUGAAAAUAGAAAAAAUAAACGAACGAUGGGUUUCUAACGUUCUUUGCGGUGUGACUUGCAUCUCACCAGAGAAGGCUAAUUUCCCUUUGACCGCUCUUGGUUUCAAGAAGCACUCGUGGAUUAUUUGUAGCGAUUGGAUAUCACACAACGGUAUCAGGGUAAAAACGAAAUACGGAGCUGCUUUAGAAGGCCUUCAAUCUAAUUCUGUGGUAGGUUUGUUCGUCGACGAAGACAACAGAUUACGCUUAAUUAUUAAUGGUGUAGAUCAAGGAGUAGUUGCAACGGACUUGCCGCCCUAUGUGUAUGCUGUGUUUGACUUGUACGGCCAGUGUGAACAGAUUUCUGUCGUUGGAAACAAUGCCGAGACAUUCUCAUCCGCCCCUAUCGACAAUACCGCGACUAAAGCGUCGAUAGAAUGUAUUAGAACGAAGAUGGAGGACGCAGAAAACUCGAGGGAAAAGGCUGAUCUAGAAUGUCACGAGAAAGAGAACAUAAUCGUUGCUACGUCUUCGGAUUUGUCCGCGUCUACGUCGCCGAGUGCGCCCAGCCAGUGCGGUUCGAACGGUAAGGACGAUCAUAUUGUGGAAUAUUCGGCGUGCAACAACGACAACGCGCAUUUAUCCAAUAACAUAGAAAACAAAGCAGCUCCUAGUGUGUCAGACAGCAACAAUUUGGAGCAAAGUUCAGACAUGAGCAACGAAACACGAAGUAUCAAGAACAGGAGCUACGACAUCUCGAACCAGCUGAACAACAGCGCGAUAUCGAACAGUCAGUCCGAGAACUCGAUUAAUAGGAACGAAUGUACAAAUGUAGAGAUAAAUAACGCGACUAAUAUUAAUAUUAAAAACGGCACAGCGAACAGCACCACCAACAUAACUAGCCUGAAUAGUAAUAACGCGAUAAACGAAAGCAUAGCGUCCAAUAGUCAAGGGAAUAAUUUAAGUGGCACACAUCAGAAUCACGGGUCGACCAAUAUGUUGAGUUCGUCACAGACGUUCUCUUCCCAAAACACAUUAAGCAACGUGACAUCCGACAUUUCCAACACGGUUUCCUCUAAUUUCAACGAUGUGCGUUCGAACAUGUCCUGGAACAAUAGCGUGUCUGUUGACAACAAUUCUGUUGGUGGGAACACGACACUAUCUGGACAAAACACAGCUCCGAAUUACAACGCACCUUCGUUGCAGCUGCAGCAAAUUCCAUCGGUACCGUCCACACCUCCCAGAACAAACAUUGUAUCCUCGAAAAAGUGCGAGUACUUGAAGGCGUGCAUGAGAUUAAAGAAGUCGCUAGUCCUGCCAGAUGAGUUUUUCUCUCUAGACGACGUAUUGUGCUAUUGUAACGACUGUUACAAAGUGGAAGAGGAUAGUGCAAUCUGCAAGAAAGGCGAACCACCGGCGGAGUUCGCUGUACCAAUUGGUUGGACUAGGUUCCCGUUGAAGCAAAGCAUCAACGCCAACCAGAUUCCACAGAGUACGACGGAUAAGUGGCACGUUGCUUUCUAUGGUAUACGUCUGGAUGCGAUCAGAUUAAUACUUGAUACAGGAGAGCUCAUGACGAAGGAGCAGUUAGACGUAAGCAACCUAACAAUGAAUAUAAAAACAGAAGACCAGAAUCCUCAAGUCGUCUUCUCACCCAGUAUAAAGUAUGCUGCAUCCGAGGAAUUCUCUAGAAAGUAUCCGUAUAUCGAUACCCAGUCGAAUAAAAAGCUGAAUGCAUCUACUGCAUUCCAGCUGCUGGUAAGACCGGGUUCGUACACGAUCAGUCCUGGUGGCAAGGAUGGCGACGAUUCCCAGUUCGAUUCUAGCAAAUGGGCAACCAAAGAAGCAGGGGCCACGGUUAUCGUGGCCCUUUUAGUUCACCUCGACGGAUUUUAAUUUAAUACGCCAUGAAAAUGCGAGACACGUUCCACGUUGCAAUCAGAUGCAGGAUGCGCGUUUUCGUUUCGAGGAUAAAACGAAUGUACAUAAAGAUUAUAUAACGUAAUAUAAUUACCGUAAGAAUUUUUAAAAUCGAUUUUUUAUCUUGAAUUAUUCCGUCAAAUCUUCGCUGAAUGUAUAUUUACGUUGGAUUAUACGUUAGGUAUUUGAAUAUAAACAAUUGUAAUUCAGCAAUAUCGAUUAAAAAAUUGGUGUAAUCAAUAGACCGCCGAUUGAAACGUUUGCAAUAAUUGAUUCGUUGAAGUAUGCAGUAGCACGUAUAUUAAAUGCAUAGUGAAUGUAUUAUGUUAUACAGACAAUGUAGCUACUGGCCUAGGUUCGCGGUGACGAGAAUUAUGUCGGAGAGGCUCGUCAUCGUAUCAAAAACGCAUCUUAAUCGUCAAGAUUUACGCCUAACGAAUACCAAAUCUUUAAGUAUUAGUCACAGAAAAAAGAUGGAAGUUUCUCUUCAUAACCUCUUUUUUGAUCUUAUGUUCGGAGCACCAUUUUUACAACGUCGACACAGACUUGUUAUAUGUAUAAUGUAGGGAUAAAUUGUUGCAACUGUAAAUCACAACAUGAGGCUAUCAUAGAGAGUUCUCAUGAAUAAAAUUACCACGACUCGGAUACUUUCAGGAAAAUGUAAUAACUAUAUUUUCAAAUACGCUAUUUAGAGACGCAGUUUUUCGUUGUGAAUAUCAUGUGCACUAUUUAUAAAUGCAUACAAAUAAUAUAAAUGGAAAAAAGGACAAAGCGUCAACUUGUUUGUAUUUUACAACCAAUUAUACCAAUUGUUCGUCAGUUUCAUUUUGUAUUUUUUUUUUCUUUUUUUUCAUAUCGUUUACUUUCCGAUUAAAUAAAAAAAAAAAGUCAGUUAUUUUCGAGAACCAAGCUCCAGUAGUUGUCUUUUAAGUUUCCCUAGAAUAUCAAAGAAAGCGGUUCCUUUAUCUUUUAAUAUAAACCUCAAGAAACAUUACAGGUGUUUAUACAUAUAAAUUAAACAUGCGAGUAAUUAAUCAACUUAAUACGCGUAAUAGAUAGUUUCCUUGUAGAUAUUUAAUUUUCCUUUUGUGAAAAAACUUGACUUUAGAGGAUGGCGAAACGCAAACGAACAAACGUAUCAACAAGAAGAAAAUAGGAUUUCUUUUUUAUUCCAUCACCUUCUUCAAGAUUCUGCAACGUUACUGAUCAAGUUAUUCGAAGUUUCUACACCCAAAUUCGCACAUGCUGGUCCCAGGAACAGCUAGCAACCGCCAUACCGUUUGCAGCAACGCUGAGCGACGUGACACGGUUCUC